This is a messenger RNA of Panonychus citri (citrus red mite), 2154 nucleotides long. RefSeq lists its product as uncharacterized. The transcript has 8 exons. The coding region runs from base 400 to 1704 and encodes 434 amino acids. NCBI's taxonomy places the organism in Eukaryota, Metazoa, Arthropoda, Arachnida, Trombidiformes, Tetranychidae. The record is from RefSeq and is a predicted model, not a curated record.
UCCAGUAACUUUACAAUUGAUCUCGACUUGGACAUCGAAAUUUACCAAAAAGUAAAACUUUUUCUUUCGAAACAAAAACCAACAUAAGUUUCGAUAUCGUAAAUAUUAUCGACAAUAUUAUCAAUUGAACCAUCACAAUCAUCAGUUAAUUGUUGCUAAUCAGUAAAUUUUUUCUCUCUAAACAGACAAUUUAAACAAUGGAUACAAAUCUUCAAUCACUAUCAUUGGAAACAAUUAACUUACUGUGUUUUCAUCAUUGGGAACUGAUAAUCAACUGAUUUUUAAUCAUCUUUGUGUGUGUUUUGGUUUAAACGUUCAAAUAUAAUACAAUUAGUUAAAUUGUUCACUUGUUAUUGUUAAUUUUAAUUCAACAUCUUAACUUAUUGAAUCAAAUUCAUAAUGAUUCAAUUAAAACAAAUCACCAACCUAAUUAAUUCAUCAUCAUUAAUCAUAUUGUACAUCAUCAUCAUCUUAAUUACUUUAGGUUAUCACAUUGGAGUUGAUGGACUAAGGAUAAACAGAAUUGAAGUUCCCUCAUCGGUUCCUAAUGGUUCCCGUGUAGUUUUAUACUGUGAUUAUGAUCUCGAAGGUCUUGGCCUGUAUUCCGUUAAAUGGUAUAAGAAUUAUGUUGAAUUUUUCCGAUUCAUUCCUUCAGGAUCGGAGCCAGAAGCUACAUUUCCACUCGAAGGUGCCUAUGUUGAUAUUUCAAACUCAAAUGCUACUCAUGUGACUCUCACUCGAACUGAUCUUAAUUCUGAAGGUUCAUAUGCCUGCGAAGUGUCAACUGAUCAAAUGUACACCACAAUUAGAGCGGAGAGACAAAUGAAAAUCUAUGUUUUACCUGAUGAAAAGAUGACCAUUGAAGGAAAGGAGCUCGAAUAUGACAUUGGUCACAUUAUCAAUUUAACUUGUAUUUCAGGUCCAUCUAAACCAGCAGCACGAUUAUCUUGGUAUAUUAAUGACCGAAAGCCAACGUCCGGUGAAAAGCUCACUAAAUCUGUACAUAAUACAACCAAUGGUCUUUUUGUUACGAAAUUAGGAUUAGUCUUCCAUAGUCAUACAAGUUACUUUGAAAAGGGUUUACUCAGAAUCCAAUGUAGAGCAAAUUUAAUCCUUGCUUUUCAAUUUGAAUCAUCUGAAUAUCCACUUGGUGAUAGUUCAAGAAGUAAAUCUCAUAAGCAUCUCUAUGGAGCUGAAGUAAAGGUUGAAAAAGAGGCUCCGUUAAUCCUUAAAAGAGAUAAUCUUGUUAAUAAGUAUCGAGUCAAUGAUACACUUUAUCUUAAUUGUACAUCUCAUUCUAAACUUGCUCAUCUUAGUUGGUUCAUCAAUGAAGACAAGGCCAACGAAUCUCAAAUAAGACUGUACAGUGGCCGUAAACCAGGACUCCAAAUUCUUGGACUUAUCUUGACCAUUGAACAGCAACAUUUUCAGUUACCUGAAUUUAAGGUUAGAUGUGUUGCCACCAUAGAUGAGAAGGUGGUUGAUUAUAAUUCAGAAGAGAUUCAAAUUCGGACGGAAAGACAAAUAGCUGAAUCUUCAUCAUCUUAUCAUCCAAACUAUGCCAAUUACGCCAAUAAAGUAACGGAGAGUGGCCUUAUCUCACACUGGACUCAAAUAGUGGUAACCAUCAUGUUCAUCAUCUUUUUCAAAUUAAUAGUUACAAUGUUUACACAAUUUCCUAGCCAAUGUAAACAAAAUGAUUAACUUAAUUUAAUCUCUUUUCUCAUCCUCAUCAUUGUUUUUUUUCAUCACUUUUUGUUGGUCAUCUUUUGCUCCCUAUCUUCUUACCACUUCUAUUUGUCUCCCACACUAUCAAAGUUUAAGGAAAAUAAAAAAUUUUCAGAUGAAACUUAUGCUUUUUUAUAUUAUUGAGAAAAUGUAUCAGUUUUUUUAUUGUUUCCUGGAAAAUAAAAUACCGGACAAAACAAAUAGAUGGACAAACAACUGGACAUUAGAUGUAAUUACAUGGAAAAGUAAACAAAAGUGUUUCAAGUAAAUAGAUCAUCAGUCUGUUUGUUUUAACUGGAUUAUAAUUGUUUCAGAUGAUUAAUUAAAGAGAUCGUUUUAUUUGUUGAUUGUUGAUCGUUUUUGCUUUGAAAAAUUAAGAUUCAAUUGUUCAGGAAAAUUAUGAACGUUUCUUGAUGAGAUUUUAAA